This is a messenger RNA of Stylonychia lemnae, 2088 nucleotides long. The record is from the annotation of a GenBank genome assembly. NCBI's taxonomy places the organism in Eukaryota, Ciliophora, Spirotrichea, Sporadotrichida, Oxytrichidae.
AUGGGUUGCAACAGUUCAAAGGCUGGUAGUAGAAAGUUUGCCAUCAGAAUGCUACCUGAAAUGAAGGUAGAUUUGAAUAAAGAUCCGUAGAGAGAAGUUAAGGAAUUUCCCUACAUGGAAUUUAGAUUGACUCCUAUUGACUAUUAAAAAAUUAUAGAUUAGAAUGAGAAUUGGAUUGAUACUUACUUUAGACCUGAGAAAUCAUCUAUUCUGGAUCCUAAUGUUCCUACUCCAGCAAGAAUAAAGGAAUGGGAAACUUUCACAUGGAAGAGGCCAAAGGAUGUAUAUGGAAAGGGAAACUUUUGCGUAUUCAAGAAUAUAGGUCCAAGUGAUAUAAAGUAAGGUGCUUGCGGAGACUGUUACUUUUUAUCUUCUAUAGCAUCACUGGCUGAGAACCCUGAUAGGGUAAAGGAAAUAUUUUUAGUUCAAGAUGUCAAUAAAUCUGGAUGCUAUGCACUAAAACUAUACGUGAAUGGUGAACCACACACUAUAGUAGUCGAUGAUUAUUUCCCUUUUAAUGAGAGGAAAAAUGAUUGGGCGUUUUCAAGAUGCUCGGUGGAAAAAGAGAUAUGGGUUUUAUUGCUCGAAAAAGCUUGGGCUAAAAUUCAUGGUAGUUAUUAGAGAAUUGAAGCUGGAACAACUGGAGAAGCAUUGCCUGCUUUAACUGGAGCCCCGUCUGAAUUCUAAUAUCACGCAGAGGUCAAAUCUUAAGAUGAAAUCUGGAAAAAGAUAAGAGACGCAGACCAAAGAAACUAUAUUAUUGCUACAGCUGUAUCAUCAGCUAGACAAGGCAAAUCAAGUGAAGAGAUGAAGAAAAUAGGAUUAGUAGAUGCCCAUGCUUACUCCUUGAUCUCUACUCAUGAGGAAGUUGAUGCGAGUGGUAAACCAGUUAGACUUAUUAAGAUCAGAAAUCCUUGGGGCUUUAAGGAAUGGACAGGCGACUGGAGUGAUAAGUCAGCUAAAUGGACUCCUGAAUUGAAAUAAAAACUUAGCUUUGAAGACAAGGAUGAUGGAGUCUUUUUCAUCUGCUAUGAGGAUUAUAUGAGUUUCUUCUAUAUUACAUCGAUCUGCAAAUAUAUUAAGGAGAAUGAUUUAUCUAUUAUCGCAGAUUAGCACGCAAGAUCUGAGUAUUGCGUGCAGAAGUUCACUGUGCCAAAGAACUAUGAUUCUGCCAUAAUAAUUAAUGUUAACUAAAUACAUGCUAGGUUUAUGGACGAAGGAAUGUUAGGAUAAUAUACUUAUGGUGCUAUUAAGCUUAUUCUGACUAAGAUGGUGACACCUAUUUAGUCUAAUGGACAAAAGGGCUCUGAUGAAUUAAUGUUUAUAGAUGGAUAGUAUAUCUGCUAUCAAUAAGCGAAUAUUAUAUUACCCAAAAUGACUCAGGGAGAUUAUAUUCUGUUCAUAAAGAUUGAAUGGGAGCCUAAGGUGCAUCCAGUUAAGAGAAUUGUUACAAACAUAGAUGCUCCAGAUCCUUUCGAAAUAACAAGAGUGCAUUAAAGCAAGUUCCCAGAAUCAGUGUUUGUAGAAAUGGACGACUUCCUUGCUUAGAGAUUAGAUUUAGGCAUUGACUAUGAAUUGCCUGUUUUUUCGAGCGAUAUUGAAGAGUAUCAUAGAGAAGAGAGACUAAAAAUAGAGAAAAUUUCAUUUAGAACUCCAAAACUAGAAGAAGAUAUUAAUCAGCACUCAAAUCAUCUAUCAUAUAUCCUUAGAAUGAAAUUUAUUCAGACAUAUGAGGAAGAUUAACUUGGAGAAUAAGAUAAAUUUUUUGAUUUUCCUUGCUAUUUUGACUUAGAUUAGAAAAGCAUCAGUUAUAAGUUGAUAUUUUAGACUUAGGAUAUUAAGAACUCAUAAAAUAAAGAGAUUAUUAUUGAUAUAUAAGAAUUAGAUUGUAAAGAUUAAGGCUAUGAUAAUGGUUAAAUUCAAGUUACAAUUGAAAACGUUGAUUGCCCUCCAUUCUUAUUAGAUCUGCUUUUGAAUAAUAAAGAUACAUUUCUAGAUAAGGAAAGUGUGUUGAUAAGUAGACUACAUAUGGAUAGAAAUUCAGUCAGGCACAGAUUCAUUUCUUAGUCAAUUAUUGAUUACAUCUGA